CAUCUUCACUGAGCGGCGAGCACGCUUCCAUGGCGCUGUUAUUGCCGCGCCUCUCACCUUCCUCCUCCUCUUCUCCUUCGCUUCACGGCGCACUCCUCUCGGCGUGCUUCAGCCCGAGGCCGAAUCGCCUUAAUCUUAGGAGAUCCCCCUCAGCCGUCAGAGCUUCAUGGCAAGAGCUUGCAGGGGUUCUGAUCUUCUCUGCGAUACCUUUCACGGCAGUGAAGGCCGUGGCGAACAGCUCCCUUGGGGAGGGACUCCGUCAGAGAAUGGAGGAAACGAAGAAGGUCGCCGUGGAGAGCUCGGCAAGGUUCAAAUCUCUCGCUAAGAAGGCAAGAGAAGAAAGUUUUUGGUAUGGAAGAGGGCGUCCUCGUUGGCUUGGUCCAAUUCCAUAUGACUAUCCUCCUUAUCUUACUGGAGAACUUCCUGGUGAUUAUGGAUUUGAUCUUGCAGGUCUGGGAAAGGAUCCCGUAGCUUUCCAAAAAUAUUUCAACUUUGAGAUUCUUCAUGCUCGGUGGGCUAUGCUUGCAUCUCUUGGUGUUGUUGUUCCAGAAUUGUUAGACCAAUUUGGUGUUGUGCAUUUCGUAGAGCCUGUGUGGUGGAAAGUUGGGUAUGCGAAGCUUCAGGGUGAUACUCUUGACUAUCUUGGCAUUCCAGGAUUUCACAUAGCUGGCAGUCAAGGAGUCAUUGUCAUAGCUAUCUGCCAAGCUCUUCUAAUGGUUGGGCCGGAGUAUGCUAGAUACUGUGGAAUAGAGGCUUUGGAGCCAUUGGGCAUAUACCUACCAGGUGACAUAAAUUAUCCUGGAGGUCUACUUUUCGACCCUCUGGGACUUUCCAAUGACCCAGUUGCUUUUGAAGAGCUCAAGGUAAAAGAGAUAAAAAAUGGACGCUUGGCAAUGAUUGCUUGGAUAGGCUUCUACCUUCAAGCAGCUCUGACUGGUAAAGGUCCUGUGCAAAACCUUCUUGAACAUAUAUCCGAUCCACUUCACAAUAAUGUACUUUCUUUUAUCAAAUCAACGUAAGAUAGAAGUCUGAAAAAAUGCGGUCUUCUUGGCUGCCCUUUGAAAUCUAAAUUAUUAGGAAAAAAAUGUUUGUGUAAUUUAAAUGGUACCAGAAAAUAAUACAACGGUUAAAUCAUUAGAGUGCUGAGUCUGAUUAGGUA
Molecule: messenger RNA, 1159 nt
Organism: Phoenix dactylifera (date palm)
Lineage: Eukaryota; Viridiplantae; Streptophyta; Magnoliopsida; Arecales; Arecaceae
Product: Chlorophyll A-B binding family protein
Biological process (GO): photosynthesis, light harvesting
Cellular component (GO): membrane
Source: RefSeq, a predicted model, not a curated record